UUAUUCUCCCCGUUCAAGCGUACGCAAUCGAUUUCCCCUCUUCUAUCAGCUUAUGCCUGAGUUAUCAUGUCCUCGUUGCUCACGCCGUGGCUCUUGCCAGGUCUCACAUCAAGCCGAUCUCUGACUUGUUUUUGUUUUUCUGUUCUGAAUGGUUGCUGAUACUCUGGCUCGCUGUUUGGUGGCCCUUCUUCGCUCACAUGCCACUCAACAUCCAACUCUCGCUGCUAUCGUCGACAGAUUGUAUGCGUUAUCUGGUGUGCAAGCACUUUUGGAGACCAUUCGGGUGCCCGAAAGAACUUCAGGGUCACCUAGUCUAAAGCGCGCGCUAAAGCGAUGCUUUUACCGAGUUGGCGGGGUUCGCGACAGCGCCAUGGCGGCUUGCGAGGCUUGUUAUGUUCUAUUGGGUGAUCUGCUUUGCUACUAUUGUAAGUGUAUGCCAGGCACAAGCAUUGCAAAAUACGACGACAGAACCAAGUUACAAGACCCAGAAUAUGAAGUUUGCUAUCAGCUUAUCUGGAUUUUCAUGGAUAUUAUGGCCGUUGCUUGUUUAGUACAAUGGCUCCCAGUGCAGAUUGAUUAUCCUCAGCAAGGAUCCAGGAAAUGGCUAAAACACAAUUUGAGAAAUGCUCUCUAAGUAUUGAGAGGGUUCCUUUGGGUCCUGGUUCUUGGUGCAGAUUGCUGGUGGAUAAGCACAGGAGGGGUGCAUCAACACAUUAAAGAAGUCCUCAUUGCUCAGAUUGUUUCUCAGGUUAUUGGUAACAUGCUUACAAGCAUGGGUAAUCGUCCGGUUACAAGCAUGGGUAAUCGUCCGGUGACAGUGAAACUGCAUUAUACGACAGUACUCUUUUGAAUUUUGGAGUAAUACUCCGUGACUAUUCAGAACUCAUAGAUUUAGAUUAUAUUAAACACUAAAAGCCAGAAACAUCUUCGAUGAGGUAUGCACCUGACACAACAUCUGAUGGAAGUUCCGAUGAAUCGGAAUUAGCUAAACAUCGCACUACAAGACAAAGGCGUCGUCCCAAGGAAAACAGGUCAUCCCAAGUGGUUGCCAAUGUGGAAAGUUCAAGAAAAUCAACAAAAUUGCGUGAGCAAUUGUCGGACGUUUUUAAUAAGUAUGUGGAAGGAAUCAAAAGUCUACAAACGACUCCUGGAAAUCAAUUCAAAACAUUUUGAUCCUGAUCGACCUAUCAAAAAGUUUGAGGAUGAAAUCUUUGCACUGAUUAUUUCCGAAGUUUGUGGGAUUAAUUGCGGUUUUGCUUGGGCUUAUACAUUUGCAAAUGUUGGGGUAGAAGGGUGGCACUUAAUGGUAUUGAGUAAACCUGAGGAGGAAUGUUGGGCACUUAAAAUUUUUCACAUGGUUUAUACAACGCUAAUGUUGUGGAUCGUGACUAUAUCCUUCAAAAUUGUCAAGCCUUUCUUGACGAUGAUUGUAUAUCAAGCUAUUUUCCAGGGAUCUUAAAUGCAGAAGGCACUGACCCUAAUUUAAAUGAAAACUCCAGGAGGCUGCACAGUGUAAUGAAAUUGGUCGAGAAACAAUUGGAGACCAAGGUGGUUGAAGAAGAUCCUGAGCUUAUGCAAAUAUAUGUUGCACUUGGAAAGUCUGCAUCGAGUGCCAUCAAGAACGCUCCAGGAUUUAAAUCUCUACGGACGGCGCUUAUCAAAGAAUUUGUACAGAUCAAAUGGUCAAAGAUAGGCAUUUUUCUCACCAUUGUCUACCUCACCGCAGGUACGUGGCUCUACCUUGUGAACAAUCGAGACGCAUCACUGCAAUGGUUUCGCAGUGCACUUGGCUCUGGCAUGAUUGUUCUCCUUCAAGGAACAGCCAAGACACCAAGCCAGUUCAAUCGCUGCAUUAAUAUGGCAUUUUUUAUUCUGAUAAGCAUUGGCUUGCACGCCGUUAUUGGUGUCUUUGAUCAUUAUGGGAACUGGUUUGUCAGAUGACGCGGCCGUAUAUGGAGUAGCCUUUGGAUCACUUGGUUGUUUCCCAUGCUAGAGUACAAAUUAUGUGGACAGUAUAGAUAUGGAACAACUUUUGUUACAUUUCUCACAUUUUUUGGAAGGAUGAUAGAUGGUACUGGAGGAGUUAUCUUUGCCAUAUUCUUUCAGAAUUAGUAAGACUCUUGAAUCACCAGGCAACCAUUCAGUCAACACUUGUUUUCAGCAAUUUGUAGCUAGUUCAUUGCCCCAUGGAAACCCGCACAUGGAGCUGCAGGCAGAGUGCUGGACAGAAUUCUACACUUGACGUUGCUGGAACGUGACCGCUACGGAGGAAGUUAAUUGAUACAGCUGGGCUACUGGAAUCUAAGCCACAUCAAAGUUCCGCUCAGCUUUCAAGUUUAAUUGCAAUAGACUAGAUAACUGUCUAAGCAGUGCAGCAGUAAGGUGGUUAUUGGUUGUAACCCACGGAAGACUGGAGCGAGACAAUAUCCACGAGCAGGGUUCGAGGGAGGCAUCAACACCCUCAAAAUAGGGAUGUUGUUUGUUCCCACACCCAUCUCCUACCUCAUGUUUCAUUAGGUGAAGAGGAUAGUGUGCAUGCUCCUCUUUGUUAGCCGGUUGUUAUGAAUUUAAUUGAGUGCAGGCUUACUUCCAUGAUAAAGUCAGACUUCAGCACUUGCUGCAUUUUCUUCUUAGCAAUUGAGAUCGACCCCUUGUUACGUCUUCUACUUAAUGAUGAAGCGGCUAUGGUACUUGUAGUUUGAGCCCUUGAUCAUGCAACCUCUUCUACGGCAACUGAAGGGAAUAUAGUGACCCGUUUUAAGCUCA
This is a messenger RNA of Physcomitrium patens, 2766 nucleotides long. RefSeq lists its product as uncharacterized. NCBI's taxonomy places the organism in Eukaryota, Viridiplantae, Streptophyta, Bryopsida, Funariales, Funariaceae. The record is from RefSeq and is a predicted model, not a curated record.